This is a messenger RNA of Pseudocercospora fijiensis CIRAD86, 663 nucleotides long. RefSeq names its product carbohydrate esterase family 5 protein. The transcript is spliced from 3 exons. Lineage: Eukaryota; Fungi; Ascomycota; Dothideomycetes; Mycosphaerellales; Mycosphaerellaceae. The coding region runs from base 1 to 663 and encodes 220 amino acids. Gene Ontology annotation, molecular function: cutinase activity. The record is from RefSeq and is a predicted model, not a curated record. Gene Ontology annotation, cellular component: extracellular region. Gene Ontology annotation, biological process: carbohydrate catabolic process.
AUGUUCGGUUCCCUUUUCCUGGGCCUCCUGGCUUCGAACGCAAUCGCUUUGCCAGCAAAUGCGAUCCUGCCGAGAGCAACAGUCGACAUCAACAAGACGGAGCUAGAGGAUUGUCCUUGCCGGGAUAUCACAUUCAUUUGGGCUCGAGCCUCGACAGAGACAGGGAACAUGGGCGGCAGCCUCGGGCCCUUACUAUGCGAAGAUCUGAAAGCAGAUUAUGAUGAGGAAAACGUCGCAUGCCAGGGCGUAGGAGGUGCCUACGCAGCAGACCUCAUCUCAAACACCUAUCCUUUGGGAACAUCUCAAGGCGCAAUCGACGAGGCACUCAGACUUUUCGAUCUUGCUAGCACCAAAUGUCCGGAUACUCAAGUCGUUGCCGGCGGAUAUUCGCAAGGUACAGCCGUCAUGGCUGCAUCAAUAAGUGUUCUUGAGGCAGCAGUGCAAGAACAGAUCGCCGGUGUCGUUCUCUUUGGUUACACUAGGAAUUCGCAGAAUUCCGGCAGAAUUCCGAGUUUCUCGACUGAUCGAGCGCUGGUUUAUUGCAAUGAGGGCGAUCAGGUGUGUUAUGGCACACUGAAUGUUACUCAGGCUCAUUUCGAGUACGAGCAAUUCGUCCCUGCUGCAGCGCAGUUUUUGGAGGCGAAGCUUGCCAUAGCCAAUUGA